Messenger RNA from Caenorhabditis elegans, 986 nucleotides. RefSeq names its product Clc-like protein (gene clc-7). Bases 1 to 801 code for a protein of 266 amino acids. Lineage: Eukaryota; Metazoa; Nematoda; Chromadorea; Rhabditida; Rhabditidae. The transcript is spliced from 6 exons. Gene Ontology annotation, cellular component: membrane. The record is from RefSeq and is marked reviewed.
AUGCCUUCUUUUCUCCGAUUCAAUCAGUUCUACUCAACGAAAACGGAUACAGAAAAUGACGCAACCACAAUGUCAGAACGUAAAACUACCAGUGCUCAAACAAUCGUCAUCAUAUCAUCUUUAAUAUUGCUCAUUGUCGCGUUAGGACUUCAAGCCGGCGGUGUAAUGUCACCAAGUUGGCAGGUGGUGGACAUUCGGGAGUUUCGAGCAACUCACCAUCACGGCUUAUGGCUUGACUGCACAAGACCUCAACUUCACUUGGUAAAAUCUCAAAACAAAGACGAUCUCCCACUACAUUGCACAUAUAAAUUUGACAUAUCUGCAACGCAAAUCAUUGAUGAAAAUAUUGAGGACAUUGAUCAGAAUAGUGCAGCUGGAGAAAGCGAGCACCAUCAAUUUUUCGGUUGGCACAAAUUCACCUUAGGAUUUAUGCUCUGCGCCAUUGUCCUGGCCGCAUUAUCUCUCUUGUGCGGAAUUUGUGCUCCUUGCAGUUCUGGGUUUGCCGUGUUGUAUGCUAUACUAGUGGCUUUUACAGCUUUCACAGCCACGUGUGGUGACGCUAUUUUUUUCUUCGCGGCUCAUAGAGUCGAUAGUCGAUUUGUGCAAGGACUUGUUGGAACUUAUGAGCAAGUAAUAGGUAUGGCAUUCUACCUCCACGUGGCCGGCACAGCGAUCUCCUGCUUGGCCCUGAUCAUGGCUGCAAUUUCGGCCUACUCACUUCUCCAAAACAACGAAUCUGAUCGACAUCUUCCAAUGCGAGAAAUGGCUCCACUUCACGAGCCACGAUUUGCGCGAGUCUGAUUACUUGUUUGCCAAAUUGCCAUAUUUUGGGAUCUCUUUCAUGAUUUUGUUAGGUAACUCAAACACUACCUUAUAAAAUUAUCUGUUUUUAUCCUGACAUUUGCUCGUUUUUUUUUUUUUUUCUUUGUCAUAUUUUCUGUACGAUUCAUCGAUCCACUGUGAAUUUUGGAAGCAUUGAAAAUUAU